Messenger RNA from Pteropus alecto (black flying fox), 1560 nucleotides. It is a transcript of the gene SMYD2, whose product is annotated as SET and MYND domain containing 2. Gene Ontology annotation, molecular function: protein binding. The annotation marks the transcript as partial. NCBI's taxonomy places the organism in Eukaryota, Metazoa, Chordata, Mammalia, Chiroptera, Pteropodidae. The record is from RefSeq and is a predicted model, not a curated record. The transcript has 12 exons. Gene Ontology annotation, cellular component: nucleus.
ACACCUACUCAAGGACUGAAUCUGGUCAAAAUCUCCUUUGGGAAAAAGCCACUUAUCAGCGGGAGAGUGAGGAAAGAAGGAUUGUCCAAAUGUGGAAGAUGCAAGCAGGCAUUUUACUGCAAUGUGGAGUGUCAGAAAGAAGAUUGGCCCAUGCACAAGCUGGAAUGUUCUCCCAUGGUUGUUUUUGGAGAAAACUGGAACCCCUCGGAGACCGUAAGGCUCACUGCAAGGAUUCUGGCCAAACAGAAAAACCACCCAGAAACAACACCUUCAGAGAAAUUGUUAGCUGUGAAGGAUUUUGAAUCACAUCUGGAUAAAUUAGACAACGAAAAGAAGGAUCUGAUUCAGAGUGACAUUUCUGCUCUCCAUCACUUUUACUCCAAGCACCUCGAAUUCCCCGACAAUAAGAGCCUGGUAGUUCUCUUCGCGCAGGUUAACUGUAAUGGCUUCACAAUCGAAGACGAAGAACUUUCUCACUUGGGAUCAGCAAUCUUUCCUGACGUUGCCUUGAUGAAUCAUAGUUGUUGCCCCAAUGUCAUUGUGACCUACAAGGGGACCCUGGCAGAAGUAAGAGCGGUACAGGAAAUCAACCCGGGAGAGGAGGUUUUUACCAGCUACAUCGACCUGCUGUACCCAACGGAAGAUCGAAAUGACCGGUUAAGAGAUUCCUAUUUCUUUACCUGUGAGUGCCAGGAGUGCACCACCAAGCACAAGGAUAAGGCCAAGGUGAAAAUCCGGAAGCUCAGCGAUCCCCCAAAGGCAGAAGCUAUCUGCGACAUGGUCAGAUACGCACGCAACGUCAUCGAGGAGUUCCGGCGGGCCAAGCACUACAAAUCCCCUAGCGAGCUGCUGGAGAUUUGCGAGCUCAGCCAGGAGAAGAUGAGCUCCGUGUUUGAGGACAGCAACGUGUACAUGUUGCACAUGAUGUACCAGGCCAUGGGCGUCUGCUUGUACAUGCAGGACUGGGAGGGAGCCCUGCGAUACGGACAGAAAAUCAUUAAGCCCUACAGCAAGCAUUAUCCUUUGUACUCCCUCAACGUGGCCUCCAUGUGGUUGAAGCUAGGACGACUGUACAUGGGCCUGGAAAACAAAGCUGCGGGGGAGAAAGCCCUGCGGAAGGCCGUCGAAAUCAUGGAAGUAGCUCACGGCAAAGAUCAUCCGUACAUUUCUGAGAUCAAGCAGGAAAUUGAAAGCCACUGAAACAAUGCCAACAUGGUAGUUUUUAUUUAAAUGCUAGUGCAGAAACCUUCAAAGAUUUGAGUACUUCAAAUCAUGUGCAUCACUCCAGCAUUUCUGUAAAACCUUUGCGAUGAAAACACUGUUUGCACUUAAACCUUACUCAUGGCUUACUUGGAGUUGGUCUUAAUCUUUAACCUUCAUAUCAAAUUCAUUUUUGAAUGCUUUUUUUUCCCCCUAAGAGAUAAUGGCCUGGUUUCAUGUAUUAUACUUUGGACAGGUUGAGUUUUAAAAAAUGCCAUUAUUUUUCCCUUCAUGCCUAUUAUAGUGUUCUGAACAAACAUGAAUGAUGAAAGAGAAUAAAAAAAGGUAAUAGUAUUUGAA